UGGGCGCGUGCUUCAGGACGCUUCGGGACUCGAAGAAGAAGCGACGACACGAGUGGAGCCGAGUGAAUCCGAAAAUCCCGCUGACCGACCCGCGCGUGCGUUUCCACCACGGAGGCAGUAGAAGCGUGACUGUGAGGGGGGGGGAGACACAACUCCAAGCCUUCCGCGGCUCCUUCUGCGCGGACCGGGGACCGACUUCUGGAGUAAUUUCACAAGGAGAAGAGAAGAAACCGACUCGCCGCCUCCGGUUGUUGGCAGCGGCACGCCGAAAACGAGCGCGCGAGGCUGACGUUAACCCGUUAGCAGCUCGCGAGCUGCCACGAAUAGAUCCAGUCCACGACCCCCGGGUUGGCUGGGUCGGUUGACCGAACCUCGUGCUCCUCCGGAGGUGGACUCGUAUCUUCCUGCCCUCCUUUCUCUCUUCUUUUUUUCUGGUUUCUAACUUCUUUGUGGAUUGUCGUGCUCGCCGAAGUGGACUCCGUGGGUUCGGAGCAGGAGAGAAAUGCGAACAGAGAUCCGGUGUUAGUCUUUGAUCCUGUCAGAGUGGGACACGUCUAGCAGGGGACUGAGGAGGGAGCAGUGCCAACUCGGAACAUGGUGCCUAACAUUCACCUGGCAGGGCCCCUCCUGCCCAGAGGGGCGUCGCUGUUCCUGCUUCUACUCAGCUCAGUGGUGAUCUCGUCUCUGGCAGACAGCUUGCCAAGUUUCAUCAAAACCCCCGAGGACCAGACAGGUAUCUCUGGGGGGGUUGCAUCGUUUGUAUGCCAGGCCACUGGAGAACCCAAGCCUAGAAUAACCUGGAUGAAGAAAGGCAAGAAAGUUAGCUCCCAGCGCUUCGAGGUGAUUGAAUUUGAUGAUGGCUCGGGCUCUGUACUGCGGAUCCAGCCACUGCGCACCCCCAGAGAUGAAGCCAUUUACGAGUGCACAGCGACUAACAGUGCUGGCGAGAUCAACACCAGUGCCAAGCUUACAGUGCUGGAAGAGAAUCAGAUGCCACAUGGCUUCCCCACCAUCGAUAUGGGGCCCCAGCUGAAGGUGGUUGAAAGGACCAGGACGGCCACGAUGCUGUGCGCUGCCAGCGGAAACCCAGACCCAGAGAUCUCGUGGUACAAAGACAUGCUUCCUGUGGACAUCAGCAGCAGCAACGGCCGCAUCAAACAGCUUCGCUCAGGUGGUACACCAAUUAGAGGAGCUCUGCAAAUUGAGAACAGCGAGGAGUCGGACCAGGGGAAGUAUGAGUGUGUUGCGAUGAACGGCGCUGGGACCCGUUACUCCGCUCCUGCCAAUCUCUACGUCAGAGUACGAAGAGUUCCACCUAGAUUUUCCAUUCCUCCUACCAACCAAGAGGUGAUGCCAGGAGGCAGCAUUAACUUGACUUGCGUGGCAGUGGGAUCGCCAAUGCCCUAUGUCAAGUGGACCAUGGGCCAAGUGGACCUAACCAAAGAAGAGGAGAUGCCAUUGGGACGCAAUGUGUUGGAGGUCACCAACAUACAUGAAUCAGCCAACUACACGUGUGUGGCAAUCUCUUCUCUGGGCAUGAUUGACCACACGGCACAAGUUACUGUCAAAGCCUUACCAAAGCCCCCCACCUCACUCACAGUGACUGAAACCACAGCCACCAGCGUGACCCUCACAUGGGACUCCGGAAACCCAGAACCUGUCUCUUACUACAUGAUCCAAUACAAAGCCAAGUCCUCAGACAAUGGCUUUCAGGAAGUGGAGGGUGUUGCUACCACACGUUAUAGCAUUGGUGGACUCAGUCCAUACUCUGAUUAUGAGUUUCGUGUCAUGGCUGUCAACAACAUUGGCCGCGGGCCACCCAGCGACCCUGUGGAAUCGCGCACUGGCGAACAGGCCCCCUCCUCACCACCUCUACACGUUCAGGCACGCAUGCUGAGUGCCAGUACUAUGCUGGUCCAGUGGGAGCCUCCUGAAGAGCCCAACGGACAAAUAAGAGGUUACCGAGUAUACUACAGCCCUGAGAAUAAAACUCCACUGAGCGCCUGGCAGAAACACAACACAGAUGAUAGCAGCCUGACAACUAUCUCAGGCCUGAUUCCUGAUAUCACCUACAGCCUCAGGGUACUGGGUUUCACCUCUGUGGGUGACGGGCCACCUUCUGAAAUCCUACAAGUGAAAACACAGCAAGGAGUGCCUGCUCAACCAUCUAGUUUUGCUGCUGAAGCUGAGCUGGACACACGCAUCAAACUAACUUGGCUUUGGCCGGUGCAGGACCCCAUCACUAAGUACGAGCUUCAAUACUGGGAGGCCGGCUCAAAUAACAAGAUACAUGUGACUUUUGACCCAGCUGGCUUCUAUGAUGUGGAUGGUUUGAAGCCGGACACCUUGUACCAUUUUUCCCUGGCAGCCCGUUCUGAAAUGGGUUUAGGUGUCUACACCCAGCCCAUUGAGGCUCGCACUGCUCAGUCUACCCCAUCCGCCCCACCUCAGGAAGUACAUCUGGUCAGCCUGAGCUCCACCAGCCUCAAGGUGAGUUGGGUGGCACCACCUGCCGCUAGCCGCCACGGUGCCAUUGUGCGCUACACAGUCAGAUACCAGGCCCUGGCUGGAGAGGACUUGGAGCGCCAUGAUGUGCCUGACAUCGGGGCAGAUGCCACCAGCUACGUGCUGGAAGGCCUGGAGAAGUGGACUGAGUAUCAGGUGUGGGUGAUGGCUCACACUGAUGUGGGUCCAGGCCCUGAGAGCCCCCCAGUGAGGAUGAGAACCAACGAAGAUGUGCCUGGAGCACCCCCCAGGAAGCUAGAGGUUGAGGCCUUAAAUUCCACCGCCCUCCGAGUUACCUGGAAGCCACCUCUUCAGUUGAAGCAGCAUGGCCAAAUCAGAGGCUACCAGGUCAUCUAUUCCCGGUUUGAAAAUGGUGAACCGCGAGGCCAGCCAAUCCUCAUGGAUGUUGCUUUGCCAGAAGCACAGUGGAAUAUUGAAGAGUCCACCGAGCAUGAAGCUAUUAUUGGUGGGCUGCACGCCGAAACCACAUACUCUGUCACUGUGGCAGCAUACACCACGAAGGGAGAUGGAGCCCGUAGCAAAGCUAAAGUCAUCACUACAACUGGAGCAGUACCAGGUAAACCCACCAUGAUGAUCAGCGCCACCAUGGGCAAUACAGCGCUUAUCCAAUGGCAUCCGCCUAAGGAAAUGGUGGGUGAGCUGAUAGGCUACCAGCUGCAGUACAAGCGCUCAGACGAAGAAAGUUACACCUCACGUGAGCUGAAAAAAACCGACAGCCACUUCACUGUCACUAGUCUGCACAAAGGUGCUACCUAUGUGUUCCGACUGAGCGCCCGCAACCGCGCCGGCAUUGGCGAGGCCUACAUUAAAGAAAUCAGCACCACUGAAGAUGUGCCUUCGGGCUUCCCGCUCAACCUCAGAGUCACCGGACUGACCCAGUCGAGCACCCAACUGACUUGGGACCCCCCGCUGCUUGCUGAAAGGAACGGCAAGAUCAUUCACUACUUGGUGGUGUACAGAGAUAUAAACACUCAGCAAGACAACACCAGCCGCACCACCGACACUCACAUGACUAUCGAAGGCCUUAAUCCUGACACCACUUACGACAUCCGUGUGCAGGCUUUCACCAGCAAGGGGGAAGGACCACUAAGCCCCAGCAUCCAGAGCAGGACCAUGUCAAAUGAUUUCCCAGCCGUUAACUUUGGUGUCAAAGCUGUCACAAAAACAUCUGUCCUCUUAACCUGGGAUCUGCCAGAAAACUACAAAUCCCCGGCUCCUUUCAAGAUUUUGUACAACCAGCAAAGUGUGGAAGUGGAAGGAAACCAGAAGAGGAAGCUGAUCACACAGCUGCAGCCAGACACUGACUACUCAUUCGCUCUGACAAGCAGGGGCAACAUUGCGGGUGGUCUGCAGCAACAGGUGUCCAUCCGCACCGCCCCUGACCUGAUUAAAACCAAGCCUAUCACACAUCAAGCUCAAGGUGGCAGGAUGAACAUCAACCUGCCAAAAGUCCAGACCACCGAUCGGGUUAGGUGGUACUACAUUGUGGUGGUGCCGGUGACUCCAUCAACGAGGCGAUGGAAGAAUCCAGACGAGAUGGACCUGGAUGAGCUGCUCAGGUCAAGCGAUGGUCCAGUCCUGAGGCGCAGACGACACCUUGAUUCUUCCAAAGUGUACAUUGCUGCCAAAUUGGAUUCCCUGCCAACCACCUUCACCCUGGGUGAUGAGAAGAACUACAAUGGCUUCUACAACAAGCCCCUGACCAAUCAACAGGAAUAUCUCUGCUUUGUACUGGCAGUACUCCAAUAUGAGGAGACAGACAGUGCUGCUAAUUACAUGACUUUUUCAGCCAGUCCCUACUCAGACCCGAUCCAGGUCACAGCAAGGAUUGAACAGGGGAUGGAUCAGCCUGAAAUGUUGUGGGUCAUGGGGCCAGUAUUGGCAGUAAUCGUCAUCAUCAUCAUUGUGAUUGCCAUCCUUCUCUUUAAAAACAAACAGGAAAGAAAGCGAGCAUCGCCCUUACCAAAAGAUGAACACUCAGGUGGCGUGAAAGACUCGUUGUUAGCCAACUCCUCCGAUCCUGUGGAAAUGAGAAGACUCAACUACCAAACUCCAGGAAUGAGGGAGCACCCACCCAUUCCUGUCAUUGAACUGGCUGACCACAUAGAGAGACUUAAAGCCAACGACGGCCUCAGGUUUUCCCAGGAGUAUGAGUCUAUUGAUCCCGGCCAGCAGUUUACCUGGGAAAACUCCAACAUGGAAGUCAACAAGCCAAAGAAUCGCUAUGCAAACGUUAUCGCCUAUGACCACUCGAGAGUGGUCCUCACCUCUGUUGAUGCCGUUCCAGGCAGUGACUACAAUAAUGCCAACUACAUUGAUGGCUACAGGAAACAAAAUGCUUACAUUGCUACUCAAGGACCUCUGCCUGAGACCCUGACUGACUUCUGGAGGAUGGUGUGGGAGCAGAGAUCCAACACCAUUGUCAUGAUGACCAGACUGGAAGAAAAGUCACGAGUGAAGUGUGACCAGUACUGGCCAUCACGUGGGACGGAGACCUACGGGAUGAUCCAGGUCACUAUGUUGGACACUGUGGAGUUGGCCACGUACAGCGUCCGCACAUUCGCUCUCUAUAAGAAUGGCUCCAGCGAGAAGCGGGAGGUGAGACAGUUCCAGUUCAUGGCCUGGCCGGACCAUGGAGUUCCUGAGUAUCCCACCCCCAUCCUGGCCUUUCUGAGGAGGGUAAAGGCCUGCAAUCCUCCAGACGCAGGGCCCAUGGUGGUCCACUGCAGUGCGGGUGUGGGCAGGACUGGCUGUUUCAUUGUGAUUGAUGCCAUGCUGGAGCGCAUGAAGCACGAGAAGACUGUAGACAUUUACGGCCACGUGACGUGCAUGCGCGCCCAGAGGAACUAUAUGGUCCAGACCGAGGAUCAGUACAUCUUCAUCCACGAGGCACUUCUGGAGGCUGCGACUUGUGGCAACACGGAGGUGCCAGCCCGCAACCUGUACGCCCACAUCCAGAAACUCACCCAGCCCCCGCCUGGCGAGACUGUCACCGCUAUGGAGCUGGAGUUCAAGAGACUGGCCAACUCCAAAGCUCACACGUCACGGUUCAUCAGCGCCAACUUGCCCUGCAACAAGUUCAAGAACCGCCUGGUCAACAUCAUGCCUUUUGAGUCCACUCGUGUCUGCCUGCAGCCCAUCCGUGGCGUCGAGGGCUCGGACUACAUCAACGCCAGCUGCAUUGAUGGCUACAGACAGCAAAAAGCGUACCUGGCAACGCAGGGCCCCCUGGCUGAGACCACCGAGGAUUUCUGGAGGAUGCUGUGGGAGCACAACUCCACCAUUGUCGUCAUGCUCACCAAGCUACGAGAGAUGGGCCGGGAGAAGUGCCAUCAGUACUGGCCAGCAGAGCGUUCAGCCAGGUACCAGUACUUUGUGGUGGAUCCAAUGGCUGAAUACAACAUGCCUCAGUACAUCCUCAGAGAGUUCAAAGUCACAGAUGCCAGGGAUGGACAAUCCAGAACAAUCCGCCAGUUCCAGUUCACUGACUGGCCCGAGCAGGGAGUGCCAAAAACUGGAGAGGGCUUCAUUGAUUUUAUUGGACAAGUGCACAAAACUAAGGAACAGUUCGGGCAGGACGGACCAAUCACUGUACACUGCAGUGCCGGGGUAGGCAGGACCGGAGUCUUCAUCACCCUCAGCAUCGUGCUGGAGAGGAUGAGGUACGAAGGUGUGGUGGACAUCUUCCAGACGGUGAAGACGCUCCGCACCCAGCGGCCCGCCAUGGUGCAGACCGAGGACCAGUACCAGCUGUGCUACAGGGCAGCACUGGAGUACCUGGGGAGCUUUGACCACUAUGCAACGUAACCUCUCCCACUGAAGCAGCUUCCCCCGGUCAGACCUCUCAGGAGUGUGCCAAGUGUCCCAUUUCAGCCACCAUCCACUCACUUGACCCCUUAAAACCCGACCCUUCCUGCAGCUACUGGAGGGGUUAAGGAAGGGACGAGCACGCGACCCGUCGAGGGUUUUUAACCAAUCAGAGAUACACGCCGUGUUAACAUCCACCUGAGAUUUUGCUUUAACGACAGAAACUCCGACGAGCGCAUCAGCUCUUGUACAGAUCCGACAGCGCAGGGCGGCAGCUCGCCUCUCUGCUCCGUCGAAGCCAAACCUCCCUGAUUGUCAAAGGCUACUGGUAGCACUAAGAGAGCAUCCUCUCUGUUUUUAUUAUUGUUAUUAAUUUUACUGUCAAUAUUAUGAUUCAUUUUGUCAAAACUUAUUGUUUAGUAUACUUUUUACAUUGCUUUUAAUAAUCAUUUUAAUAUCAGACAUUUCCUUCGUGUUAAACGGCUCAGACACUGGGGCAUGCAUUAUUUUCAUAAUCAUUUUUAGGGUACUUUAGCACACGGGACAUGAAUUUUUAACAUGUUCCUAUAUACUAAUACAAGAGGACCACUGUUCUCUGAGCUGCUGUCAGAUUUUGUUUGGUUUUUUUCUAUUCAGUUACAAUGGUUGUCGUCAGUUCAGUAACUCGGAUUGCCUUUUCGCUCGCCGUUACCAAGUUUCAACAGAAAAUCAACUUUGAGGAAUUUGAUUUUACAGACUUGUCGUAGUCGUCCCUCUGUAACCGCAGUAGAUAGCUGAAAACACAAGUGAAUUACCGAACACGAGGUGCACAGAAACGGGAAGCACAUUAUUUCUAUGUAUUGUUUUUUGGGUUUUUUUGCGGUUUGUGUUUUUCAUCAGAAGCCUAUGGCAUUGAGGCCUUCAUUGCUCUACAGCGGAGAACUUACCUGAAGAAAACAGACUUUUAUACCCAAAGGGUAGACAACAGGAAAAAUAAAAACAAUCUCCCCAUCUUUGAAUAAAGAUGCUCUUCAAGUCCCUCCCGUCUCCUCGCUGGCUUUGCUGGAGUGGGACCAAACGGACCAGGGCUGAGGAGUAGAGCCAUCCAUGUCGGUACCUGUACAGAAUCAACCAUUCCUAACCAGAGGGACAGAGACUCCUGCCUUUGGACUCAAACCUGAUGUUAUUUUAUACAGAAAUAGAACUAUAAAUAUAUAUAUAAUUAUGACUGAUUAUAUAUAUGUAUGAUUACACAUAAAUAUAUUCACAGCUUCAUAAAUAUAUUGUUAAAAAGGAUUAAUUCUGCAAAUCUACCUAGAGACACUGCAGAGAGCCUGCUGUCCUAAGAGUGUGUAUUAAUGGAGACACCGUUGUAUUUACUGUAAUACCAUAGUAACUUCAACAGCUGGUUGUCCACAUGAGGAAAAACAGCACAACCCCACUCCCCUUACCCCCUAAAACCCUGCCACCAAUCCAUCCAUCAAAAUGGACAACUCCACUGGGAAAGCACACACCCCCCUCCACCACAUGAACGGCAGGAGGGGAGCGUCUGAUCGCUGGUGGGAGGACGAGGGGAGGGGGGGACUCGACAAACGCUGGCAAAAAACAAAAGCUGUUCAUUUUUACCUUGUGAAUGCUUAGUGCUGUAGGGGUUCAAUCUGUUGUACACACAGUCUGUUUUCUAUUUGUUGACAAAGAACUGGAACUUCAGAAAUCAUCUGGUGAUGAAAAAGAAAAACCUUGAUGUUAAUAAAGUUAAAUAUUUGGGUUUUGUA
This is a messenger RNA of Nematolebias whitei (Rio pearlfish), 8087 nucleotides long. RefSeq names its product receptor-type tyrosine-protein phosphatase F. Bases 595 to 6333 code for a protein of 1912 amino acids. The transcript is spliced from 36 exons. The record is from RefSeq and is a predicted model, not a curated record. Gene Ontology annotation, molecular function: protein tyrosine phosphatase activity; protein binding. Gene Ontology annotation, biological process: protein dephosphorylation. Lineage: Eukaryota; Metazoa; Chordata; Actinopteri; Cyprinodontiformes; Rivulidae.